UGAUUAGUUGAGGAGAAUUAGGGGCCGUACCAGAAUGUGAUCUCAUCAUUUAUAAGCAUCUUGAAAAUGUAUAUCAUAUCUCUGCAGUUUAUGGUGUGAGAAGUUGCAACCAACUACGAAAUCGGCCGGUCAUGGAGGUCAAUGGGUGCGAUGAACAUCAGAAUUAUGAAAUACUUGCAGAGAUAGGCGAAGGCGCAUAUGGCAAAGUGUACAAGGCCAGAGAGGUCCGCGAUCAACAGCGACUCGUAGCGGUGAAGAAGUUGAACAUACCCGGGCACACAGAGAGUGGGAUUCCUGCUUUCAUGAUCCGAGAGGUGGCGCUCUUGCGUAAGAUCGGGUAUUUCAACCAUCCCAACAUUGUAAAGUUGUUGGACGUAUCUGCUGGUCUGAAGAACAGGAGUUUGGACCUGACGCUGGUGUUUGAGUACAUCGACCAAGACCUGUCUACCUUCCUCACCACGGUCCCCAGCACUGGACUGAGUCUUGACAAAAUUAAGGAUGUGAUGGUGCAGCUGCUGCAGGGGCUGGACUUCCUGCACACCAACAUGCUGGUGCACCGGGACCUGAAGCCGGAGAAUGUACUGGUUAGUAGCCGUGGAGAGGUGAAGAUCGCUGACUUUGGGCUGGCGCGCAUCUACACCUAUCACAUCGCCCUUACACCCUGUGUGGUGACACUGUGGUACAGGGCCCCCGAGGUGCUGCUCCACUCUGGUUACAUGUCGUCCGUGGACAUGUGGAGCGCUGGCUGCAUUUUUGCCGAACUGUUCCUUUUGAGACCGUUGUUCCGUGGAUACACUGAGGCUCAGCAGCUCCAGAAAAUCUUUGAGGUGAUUGGCUUGCCCAGCGAGGACGACUGGCCCAGGGAGAGCCCCAUCUCAUACUCCCGUAGCUGGUGCCCCAGAGACCCCUGCACCCAGCUCUUAUCCAACCUGGGCCAGGAGGAGAACAACCUGCUCCUUCAAUGUCUAGAGUUCAGCCCGACCAAUCGCAUCUCAGCUUCCAGAGCCCUCUCCCACCCUUUCCUCGUGUGCGCCUGAGGCCUCAUAACCUGGCAGGAUGUGGAGAGGAGGGAGGAGAGCUGGGACAGAGGUUCAUUUCCCUUGGAAUCCUUUUACCUAGCCUAUAGAACAC
Salvelinus fontinalis (brook trout) is the source of this 1131-nucleotide messenger RNA. RefSeq names its product cyclin-dependent kinase 21 (gene cdk21). The record is from RefSeq and is a predicted model, not a curated record. The transcript has 7 exons. NCBI's taxonomy places the organism in Eukaryota, Metazoa, Chordata, Actinopteri, Salmoniformes, Salmonidae. Bases 132 to 1037 code for a protein of 301 amino acids. Gene Ontology annotation, molecular function: cyclin binding; cyclin-dependent protein serine/threonine kinase activity; ATP binding. Gene Ontology annotation, biological process: regulation of G2/M transition of mitotic cell cycle; protein phosphorylation; G1/S transition of mitotic cell cycle. Gene Ontology annotation, cellular component: cyclin-dependent protein kinase holoenzyme complex; cytoplasm; nucleus.